AUGGGAAAUCUUUUGGGAGCACCAGUGACAGAGAAGGAAACACACAUUGGUGAAUCUCGCGAUGACAAUGGGCUCCAAUUCGGGGUGUCAUCCAUGCAGGGAUGGCGGAUUCAUAUGGAGGAUGCUCAUGUGGCAGAGUGCCGUUUAUUCGCAGCAGAGCUUGUGGACGAGACAGCUGCUAGUGAAACCAAUAAUAACAACAACAAGACAUACAAACAGAUUGAGCUACCGGGCCAUUCCAUUUUCGCUGUCUUUGAUGGCCACGGUGGAACAUUUGCUGCACAAUACUCUGGCCGUAAUGUCUGUCGAGUCCUCUCUCAUCAGCCCAAGUUUGUCAAGUAUGCAAAAUUUAUGCAGGAGCGUGCCCAGAAAGAAAAAGUCUUUACCAAAUCCACAGAACGAGUCCAAUACAUUACCACUGGUUUGGAGUACAUAGAAGGGGCACUACGAGACACCUUUGUGGACUUGGACAUGGAGAUCGCAUCGGCACUACAGGGUUCACGCAUUCCAGAGGCGGACCAACCAUACCAUGAAGAAAAACAAAUAGAUGCUGCAGAUGACGACAGAGCAACACAAGGAAUGGACACCAGAGGUGGUGACCCACACCAAGACACUCUGUCGGAAGCCGAUUCCACACUCCAGCUUUUGGAUAAGGAAGGAGAUUCGGGAACAACUGCAUGUGUGGUAGUAGUAGCUCCUCAAUGGGUGGUUUGUGCCAACGCUGGUGAUUCCAGGUCUGUGUUUAGCAAGCAUGGGCACAAGGCAGUGCCACUCAGCUACGAUCACAAACCCGAUGAUGAAGAGGAGGGACGACGGAUCCGAGCCGCUGGGGGAUAUGUGGCCGGGGGCCGUGUGGAGGGUGAUCUAGCCGUCAGUCGAGGGCUAGGUGACUUUCGAUUUAAGAAUAUGGAAACAGUGCUCGCUGGAGCCACUGGUCAAAACGACAAGACUUCAGUCGAUCAAAUGGUCGAACCGGAUUACCAGAAAGUUUCGCCGGUUCCAGAUGUUGUCAUCCAGAAUCGCAGUGCAGAAAAAGAUGAAUUCAUCAUUGUCGCUUGCGAUGGCAUUUGGGAUGUGCAGACAAAUCAUGAGGCGGUGAAAUCGGUUGCGGAGAUGUUUGAAGAGGGUGAAACUAAUUUGGGGUUGAUCUGCGAAGAGGUGAGUACCUGGUAG
This is a messenger RNA of Seminavis robusta, 1173 nucleotides long. NCBI's taxonomy places the organism in Eukaryota, Bacillariophyta, Bacillariophyceae, Naviculales, Naviculaceae. The record is from the annotation of a GenBank genome assembly.